AUGCUUGCUGAAGGACUGCCUACAGCAAGUUGGACCUGGUAUAAAUACUCAACAUGUUUUCAAAACAUACACUUUUACUUUAUAGUCAAGCUAAUGUUAAGCAGCAUAUUUUCUGCUUUAAUUGUUGUCACAAACAGCAUGUGUUUAUGCUUUAAUUAUAGAGAUCUGAGCACUGCCAGCCUCCGCUACCUCAGCAGCAGGCAAGCCUUGGCUGACAUCGUCAACUUCCGAACUGAAAUAGCAAGGAAACGGGAACUCACCAAAAAUAAAUGGGUUACAUUUGGCGGCUCUUAUGGUGGUUCCCUUGCAGUGUGGUCUAGAAUAAAACAUCCCAAUCUGUUUGCUGCAGCAGUGGGCAGCUGUGCACCAGUUCAAGCAAAACUUAAUUUUUAUGAGUACUAUGAAGUAGUUGGAAGGAUUCCAUCUGCUCAUAACAGCAAAUGUCCCAAAGCAGUCAAAGAAGCUUUUGAUAUUCUCGUGCAGAUGCUGAAACUUCCAGAAAACUGCAACAAGCAAUGGUUCUAUCAGUGUUGGACUGAAUUUGGCUUCUUUAAGACCACGGAGUUAAAGAAUCGGCCCUUCUCUGGAACACCUCUCAGGUAUUUUCUUCAGAAAUGUUCAGAUAUCUUUGUUCCUGAGUUCAAUAGUGAUUCAGUGGCUCAGGGUGUUAAAGCUACCAACAAGCACUAUGGUGACUUCAAUGUGAAUGGAAGCAAAAUCAUCUUUUCCAAUGGUUCCAUUGAUCCUUGGUACACUGUGAGAAUCACAAAGGAUAUAAGUGAAGAUUUACCUGCUGUCUUCAUUAAAGGUAACACAGAUAUGAAUACUCAAAGACCCACAAAUAGGAUGAAAUAUACCAGCAUGUAA
This is a messenger RNA of Trichechus manatus latirostris (Florida manatee), 867 nucleotides long. Its product is annotated as thymus-specific serine protease-like. Gene Ontology annotation, biological process: proteolysis. The coding region runs from base 1 to 867 and encodes 288 amino acids. The transcript has 5 exons. Gene Ontology annotation, molecular function: dipeptidyl-peptidase activity; serine-type exopeptidase activity. The record is from RefSeq and is a predicted model, not a curated record. NCBI's taxonomy places the organism in Eukaryota, Metazoa, Chordata, Mammalia, Sirenia, Trichechidae.